Molecule: messenger RNA, 3362 nt
Organism: Dunckerocampus dactyliophorus (ringed pipefish)
Lineage: Eukaryota; Metazoa; Chordata; Actinopteri; Syngnathiformes; Syngnathidae
Gene: phactr2
Product: phosphatase and actin regulator 2
Exons: 14
Coding region: 719-2716 (665 amino acids)
Biological process (GO): actin cytoskeleton organization
Molecular function (GO): actin binding
Source: RefSeq, a predicted model, not a curated record
GUCGGCCGAACAGGUUUGACAGGCUUCGGCCUCCCUCAACUUAGCCGGUCAUUCUCGGUUCAAGGGCUCCGUCUAUCACCAGGUGUUGGUUUAGGUUUGUACAGCAACACAACGCUAUUUAUCCUAACCAGUGUCACCGACUAUUGCCUGGGUUAGCAAAACCACUAGCCGAACUAGCGAGCUAGUUAGCGCACAAGUUUACCAGGAAGAAUGCAGGACCCUGUUAGCUGCCCCACAAGCAGCGUUUAAACAUGUACCAGUCGUUCCAUCUCGAACAUAAAUCGACAAUUAUAUCACACAGUACAUACACAAUAGUGUCUAACUAUGUGAAAGGAUUUUAUUUUACACGUUAACCCGGUCAAGCUAGCGCUGGUCCUACGAGGCGUUGCCAGCGACAACCAAACCGCAGCUCCAAACAGAAUUUAAACAAGCAAACAGCUACCUUUACCGCCCGGUCAGAUACGUCCUUACCCGAGUUUGUGGGCUCAGUAACCGCCUCACUGGGAGCUGCCUGGGGGUCGCCGUUCUCCGCCUCAGCCCAUCUCUGAUCCACCAACACGGAGGACGGAGCUCCAGUCCGAAGGCUAGCUAGCGCUGACGAGCGUAGAUCGUCACAAACGAAGAGCGGCGAUCACGCGAAGAUUACAGCACUUCCACUAUUCUUAUUAGGCUGAUGUAAUCACAGAGGCUGCCCACAGUUGAUCAAGCACAGGCUGCCAUGGAGGAAAAUGAGGACUCUCACUCGGAGAUGAAGUCUUUACCUGCCCUGCGACCCCUGCCCAGGUUCCGCUCUCAGAGUGAUGCCUCUGGCUUUGGCGCCAGGAUCCUGCUGAGGCUCCGAGGAAUCAGCUCAGUUGAUGCUUUGGAGAAAUCGUCAUCACUGGCCAGCUGCGACGUGGUGGUGGACAGCGGCGCCGAUACCCACAAUGCACCUGCGUCACGGCAGCAGCAGCGAGGCAAGCUGUCCAGUCUCGGAAGGCUGUUCAAACCCUGGAAGUGGAGGAAGAAAAAGAGCAGCGACAGGUUCCAGGAUCUGUCUAAAGUGUUGGAGAGAAAAAUCUCAACAAGACAAACGAGAGAGGAGCUCAUCAAGAAGGGGGUGCUCAUCCCGGAACAAGACGAGCCAGUCAGCAGGGAAGCUUUGAACGGACACGCCACAUCCAGCGUGUCGCCACAGCAGAUCAAAGUGGAGAUUGAAUCCAUGGUGACGCGACCCGCCGACCAGACUGCUGACCCUCUGAGCAAUGAUGACAAGACAGAGAGAAGUGAUUCUAAAACCAUCGCCCGGGCUGCUCAGGCACGCCCCCGGGAUGCUCAAGUUAAAAAACAGAACAGUGCCGCCGCCGCAACCCCGCCGCCUGCCUCCUCCAAACCUUCGGGUGGCACUGCGACCACAUCCCGGCACAGAGACGCUUCCUCUGGGGCUAAAAGGACUGUUAAACCCCCAGGGAAGCAGAGCUCUUCCACGCAAGUGAAAGCUAACACGCGGAGUGCUAACAACGCUAGUCGUGCAAUUGCCAAAUCCUCUCAUCCAAAGAAGACCCAAGGAGGGGGGACAAAAACCACCACCUCCAUGGCCCCGUCUCGCUCUCGGCCACCUAAGGACGCUGCAGCACAGAGCGAAGGCGCAGACGCCCAGACCAAUCGGAAAGCAGAAUCUCAAGCAUCCUCAGGUACUCAGAAAGCCUCCGCAGAGACUCCCAGUCAGCCUGAGGAAGGGAAAUCCUCUGAUAGCUCGUCUAAAGUUGCCCUCCCCGAGGCUGAGGACGCUCCUGCUGCUUCUCAAGACGCUCCAGAGGACCAACCUGCCUGCGGUGAUGCUUCUACAGGAAAAGGGACCCACAAAGACACGACCCCCGAGCCUCCCGCUACCCAUUCUCCCCAUGUGAACACUGCCACAGAGGACACUUCCUUCACUGAAGCCGACUCUGACAGCGACUCCCAGGAGAAGGAGGCACUAAGAACGGGAGAGGACGGGGAUGAUGCACAGGAGGAAAAUGGAGAGUCUGCAGAAGAGACAUGCGGCAGUCCAGCCGAGGCAGACACCGUGAAGCCACACGGCGGCCACAACGUGAACACAGAGAACGCAGAGGUGACGGUGAUCCCUGAUAGCACGGCGACAGAAUGCCAAACCAGCGACUCGGACUCUGAUGGACCGAUCCUUUACCGUGAUGACGAGGAAGAAGACGAGGAGGACGAGUACCUUAACAGUUCUCUGGCCAGCAAGAUCCGGCGACGAGACACCCUCAACAUCAAACUGGGCAACCGGCCCAGCAAGAAAGAGCUGGAGGAGAAGAACAUCUUGCCUCGCAGCUCCGAGACGGAGAGACACGAGCUCCGUCAGCAGAUCGGCUCCAAACUUGUCAGGAGCUUGAGCCAAAGACCAACCACAGAGGAACUGGAGCAGAGGAACAUCCUGAAACAGAAGAAUGAAGCAGAGGAGCACGAGGCCAAGCAGGAGCUUAAAAGAAAACUCUCCAGAAAGCUGAGUGUGCGACCGUCGGUGGCGGAGCUCAUCGCUCGAAGAAUCCUGCGUUUUAACGAGUAUGUGGAGGUCACGGACGCCAAGGACUACGACCGGAGAGCGGACAAGCCAUGGACCCGACUCACGCCUGCUGACAAGGCUGCUAUCCGCAAGGAGCUCAAUGAGUUCAAGAGCAGAGAGAUGGAGGUGCACGAAGACAGCAAACAGUUUACCAGAUUCCACCGGCCUUAAUGAGUUGGACGUCAGCAUCAAAACCUCAAAACAAGUCCACGGGCCCGACAGACCUGCAUCGCAGCCCGCCUCUCCAAGCCGUAUGUCCUCAAUAAGAACAGAUGUGGGUUUGUCUUGCAGGUCGGUGCGACCAGCCUGUGGAACUUUUGCACAUAUCGUACCCGUACCCGGGAAAAGUGCUGUCUCAUUAGCAAUCCUUUUAUUUAUUAUUGAAAGAAAAAUGCUGGAAAAAAAUGUUUUUCUUCAUUUUUGUUCUGGCUACAAUGGAGCACUAUUACAGGAGUGAAUGUGGCUCAAGAGCACCAUUGCGUUUGUGGGUUUUUUUUUGGGGGGGGGGCAUUGUUGUCAACAAAUAUACAGUUUAUAAAGUGAUUGGCCACAAGAGGGCGGUGUAUCAUAAUUAGUUUACCAGGCUGCCUUGCAGUACAGUGACGCCUAAAGACACGCAAGUUGUCUUAAAAUGUGCAAAACGUCAAUCCCUAAAGUGCUGGAAGGAUUUUUAAGCUUUUAAACGUUUCAUUUAGUGAUGUUAGCUUGUGCCAAAAAGCAAAUGAUGUUGAUAUUAGCUUGUUUUUGCUUAUGUUUCCCCCCUCCCCCACAAAAAAACAACAAAAAAAGUGUCGUUCUUCUUUUCUAGUUCCACUUC